Messenger RNA from Drosophila elegans, 3013 nucleotides. RefSeq lists its product as uncharacterized. Lineage: Eukaryota; Metazoa; Arthropoda; Insecta; Diptera; Drosophilidae. Bases 672 to 1748 code for a protein of 358 amino acids. The transcript is spliced from 3 exons. The record is from RefSeq and is a predicted model, not a curated record.
ACAUAAUUAAAAAAACUAAAGAUGAGAUAAAUACAACAAAAACAUGGUUGUGUGCAGGUCAACACAACAUACACACUUUUCAAGACCAACGACAACAUAAGAGUGGUGGCCGUCGUCCAAUUUAUUGCAACUUGAUUUUCUGAUUGUUCCUAUGGGAGCUAUAUGAUAUAGUUGUACUUUUAAAAAAAUUUUAGCUCUAAAAUUGGGAGGCAGACGGCCGGGUAUGACAAGAUCACCUCCCAAUAUGGCUGAUCAAUAAUAUAUAUUUUAUAGGGUUGAAAACGCCUCCUUCGUUGCGUUGAUAACUUGUGGUUUAAAUUAUAAAGGGUGCGGUCGAGAGUACGGUGUAAACAACUAUCAGCAUUUUCACCAGUGACUUAAUGUACUACAAUAAUUAUGGCAGAACCAGCGAGCUAUUCCUCCAACAAUACGUGUCUAUAGCAUACCUGAAGGGAGAUCUAAUUGAAUAAGUCUAGAUUAAUCCGAUGAAACGAUUAAAGCUUCGCAAUAAACGUGUCUUGAAGUUAAAAAAAUUCUUGUACGGACUCAAACAAUCUUGUUGAAUGUGGCAUCUGAAGCUAGACGAGUUUUUGCAACAAAAAGACUCCACAGCGUGAGCAAGCGAGCCCUGCUUUUAUAAAGGCGCAAUAAUAGAUUAUGUUGAUGAACUUAUGAUCGGCAAUUCAAACCUUGCGACUGCUGCUACCGAUGGCAACUCCAUGGGAGCCUCGGGAGGCAAUGACAGUAAGGACUCACAUGCAAACGCCGAGAAGGAAUGGUUUCACGAGGAAAUGGACACAUCUCAUUAUCAUCAUGGCGAUGAUUAUGAGGAUGAUUUUGAUUCAGAUAACGAUUUUGACGAGUCAUACACCAGCAGGGGUAAACGCAAAAAAGGUUCAAGACCUCGACGUACAAUUGCAAACGUUGAGGGUACUCCAAAACGUGGGCGUAAAGGUGGUGGCAAUCGUCGGAGAAACGCUAUUGAAGGAGAAACAGACCGAAAACGUCGUGGUGGUGGAAAUACAUCUGCAGCUGCCGCCGCAGCUGCUGCAGCCGUUGCACACGCAGCCAGCACUGCAGCAGCAGCAGCUGCCGCCGCCACAGGGCUCUAUGCAUCUCACUCAAACUCUGCUUCACCCAUUCCCACCAAUGACGACACUUCGCAGUCAACACAAAUAGUGGCAACACCUAUAGCUACUUCUUACGAAAAGGUUUCAAACGAUGCUGGAACUUCCAAUGACUCAAUGCCUCUAGCGUCCAUGGCUGGAAUAAGCAUAGGUUUGGUUGCAACACCCAACGCCUCUAACUCCUCGCCGGUGCAUGCAACAACAAUUCCCAUGGCGUUUGCUACGGGAGUUGGUCCGAUUAAGGUCAAACCACUCGUUGAUCGGGACAUAGCUCAACCGUCUCCCUACUGUGACUUUUGUCUGGGCGAUCACCAGGAAAACAAAAAAACCAACAUGCCCGAGGAGCUUGUGUCGUGCUCGGACUGCGGUCACUCGGGUCAUCCAUCGUGUUUGCAGUUCACAGCCAACAUGAUAAUAUCAGUUAAACGCUAUCGCUGGCAAUGCAUCGAAUGCAAGUACUGCUCCAUAUGCGGGACCUCUGAUAAUGACGACCAGUUAUUAUUUUGCGACGAUUGUGACCGCGGAUACCAUAUGUAUUGCCUGUCACCACCGCUAGUUACUCCACCAGAGGGUUCUUGGAGCUGCAAGUUAUGCAUGGAGGAAUUCCACAAGAAUAAUUGAUCUUACAUUUAAGGUUAUAAAAUUAUUUAAUGCACUUAUAUUCCGAAAUAUCCACAGGUCUCUUUAUCAUAUAUUUUUACAUGGUAAAGAUUUAAUUUUAAACCACUAGCGUAUUUGCUGGUUUUAAGAACUCCCAAAUUUUGUACAUGGAAGUGAUUUUAUUUCAAACUAUCCUUUAUUACAUUUUCAAAGUAAUCUGCCAUUUGAACUAAUUUAUUUGUCCACGUAAACUUUGUAUAUCAAAUUUGUAACAAGAUAAUUUAUUUGAGAGUUAGAAUUGUAACAUCAAAAAUUAAAUUUAACGAAAGUAUACUUUGUGAUAAAUCUAAAUCCGGCAAGGAAGAACUUUAAAUCACUUUUUAACCUUAAUAAUAAGCCAGCUGAUUUUUGUUUUUGAAAUACUUCAUGAUCGGCACACAAUUUUAAAAAUUAAGUAAAGUUUUUACACGAAUUUUUUACUACGGCAAAAAAAAACAGUGCUCGCAGGUAACAGUUUAUCGUUUUUUGAGGUCUAAAAAUAACUUAAUUACGGACCGACUGCGCAAAGAGUCAGAGAUAACAAUCGGUCUGUGCUCAACCAAAUUAAAAUUAAAAGUCUUUUGCACUUGUAGGCGUUUUUGUCGUCUGCUCUUGCUUGUGAGCGAGAUUUUACCCUUGCCUUUGUGAAUUCAGUGCGUUAAGAUUAAAUGAAAGGGCAUUUUCAGCGCUUUAAUAGGGUAAGAAAUUUUAUAGAGACGACAGUGAUGCCACGUAGAUUAAAAAAGGCAAAAUUUAAUUUUCUCAGGGUUUAAUUCGAACUUGUACUUAGCUUCGCGGUGCAUUUCUGCAGCUGAACUGCUCAUUUUUAAGGGCCGGUGCGAGCAGUGCAGUUGCAACCGAGGUACCGAAUUACAAGUUUGAACCAAAAACUGAUAAGUGGUGUGAAAAAGCUAACUUAACUUCGAAAAUGGCUUUAAGCAGAGGAUCGUGCAGAGCAUAUGAUGUCUAUUAAUUUCUUACUAUAUGGCUGAACUGUUCGCUCUUAUUAGCAUAGAGUAAAAACUAUAUAGAGACACCAUUUGCUCUGCCGCUCAGUAGAGCGAACAUGGUUCUCAGCAGAGACUGGGCAGGGGCGCUUGCAGACCAAAUGGUGUCUCUACAUAUUUCCUACUCUAUGGCGCUUCAAUAUAUUUUAAGCAAACGUCGGAGUUUUUUAAGUGCAGAAACUUUGAAUUCCAUUUUAAUUGUAAAGCUUAACGCAGAAUAAAUGAUAAUUAUAAAAUAUA